Suillus clintonianus is the source of this 1110-nucleotide messenger RNA. RefSeq lists its product as uncharacterized. The record is from RefSeq and is a predicted model, not a curated record. NCBI's taxonomy places the organism in Eukaryota, Fungi, Basidiomycota, Agaricomycetes, Boletales, Suillaceae. The coding region runs from base 63 to 995 and encodes 310 amino acids. The transcript is spliced from 5 exons.
GUCUUUUUAUCGCUGAACUGAGCGUAGCGCUAGACACCUUUUCGUGUACACAGGCCGGAGCUAUGCAGAGCCAAAUUCACAAUCCAAACCUUGCUCGGUAUGUAGUGCAAAGCUCCGACGUCAUUUCUGACCUGCGAAUCAACGUCUUUGAGGAGGGUCGCGACAAUGUCAUAUGGUACAAGGAAAGAUUUUUAGGGGACGAUGAGAUUAUUGAGCAUGUCGUCCACAAUCAAACAUCAACAAUCUGCUGGACGAUCCACAAGCCCAAGCGUGGGUGGUACAUUCGCAUCCGUGCACCAUCAUUUCCCCCUGGCGUCUCCAUAUCCCUCCUUCCUGUUCCCCGCACGUCCCCUAACCAUACAGAUGCUGCCCUGUCCUUCUCAUGUCGUACGAACGUGCCCCCUGCUGCGAUAUCCUCACCCAGCACCUCUAAGAUGUCCAUAGACAGCACAUCAACAGUGCACUCUUAUCCCCCAACACCUCCCCCAGCCUCCAUCAUGAUCACACCGCCCACACCGCAAAGCAUUAGGGCACGGUUGGAGGAAAUAUCCCCGUCGCCCAUUGCAGUACAGAAACGUGCCUCUCGUCCUCAGGCAACGCAAUUCUUGUUGGCACCGCACUCCACACCGCACAUCCCGGGACCUCAGCCAGACGAGCAGACGUCGUUCAUAACACGCGCGCUGUCGCUGUUUAAAAACAGUAGGCCUUCGCACGCGGCCUCAUUUACGAUCACGCAACUCAACCGGCCGAAUUCCCAACCGCCUGGUCCAGGUCAUCGGUUGUCCCAGAUUAUUCCGACGACCCCGACGUCCUUUUUGACCUUUCAUGAUCGCACACCGGUACUCACCGCGGCUUCGGUGACGGGUCUUCUCGAGAUUGACAGAGCAGAGGAGCGUGUAUUGGGCAUUGAUACCAGCUUUUGGAUCGCUGUUGCGUUGGCGUAUUGGGAAUUUCUGGAAGAUAGAGAGAGCUAUCUAGCCGCGGUCAGCGAUUAAACUCAAUUUCGUAUACCCAUGCCUGCUGUUCACUUGCUGUCGUCAUGCUGUAUUGUAUAAAGUCGUGCUGAUCUAUAUAGUAUAUUCCCUGCGCGAGUCCUCAGGGUCAUGUGCC